Messenger RNA from Neltuma alba, 1405 nucleotides. Its product is annotated as homeobox-leucine zipper protein ATHB-7. The record is from RefSeq and is a predicted model, not a curated record. Gene Ontology annotation, molecular function: DNA-binding transcription factor activity, RNA polymerase II-specific; sequence-specific DNA binding. The transcript is spliced from 2 exons. The coding region runs from base 251 to 901 and encodes 216 amino acids. Gene Ontology annotation, cellular component: nucleus. NCBI's taxonomy places the organism in Eukaryota, Viridiplantae, Streptophyta, Magnoliopsida, Fabales, Fabaceae. Gene Ontology annotation, biological process: positive regulation of DNA-templated transcription.
AGCCACACGGUAUCUAAUGUUGUAGGUCACAAUGAUUCUUCCAUUUGAAGUUCCAAUAACGUGACAGAAAUGGCCUUCACAUACUUUCCUGACGGCUAUAACAGCAUAUUCUGCAGCCCUAGCCAUUCCAUCAGACUUUGAAUGCACAUAAGCUUUUUGUUUUUUUUUUUUUCCAAGGAAGUAUAAACAGACCACCCAUCCCACGGCCUUUGAAAUCCUUCUCUUCUCACAGGUUCACUGAUUUAAUUCAAUGAUGGAGGUUGAUGAGGAGUAUAUUCAAGCAUCAGAAGAAAGCUUCAUCAGCUGCUCAGAGCCACCUCAAAAUCCAAGGAAGAAAAACAAAGUGGUGAACAAGAGGAGGUUUAGUGAUGAACAAAUCAGAUCAUUGGAGUGCAUAUUUGAGUCAGAGUCCAAGUUAGAACCAAGGAAGAAGAUCCAGGUAGCAAGAGAUCUGGGGCUGCAGCCUCGCCAAGUUGCCAUAUGGUUCCAGAACAGAAGAGCGAGAGGGAAAUCCAAAUGGAUAGAGCAAGAGUACAGGAAGCUCAGAGAUGACUAUGACAAUUUAGUGUCCAGGUUUGAGUCCCUUCAGAAAGAGAAGGAGUCCUUGCAAGUGGAGUUGCAGAAUCUGCAUGAUCUAAUGGAGGCAUCUCACAAUGGUGAAGAGAAAAAGAGCUCAGAUUGGAGGAGUGAAGUGAAGCCAAGUUCCUCUUAUGAGGGUUUGGAGGUCAAAGAAGGCACGCAUUUACAAGAUCAAAGUGAAAUGAGCAAGAAGAAUGGAUAUUCUGAUGAUACAGAAUACCAACUUCUGAGAAUGGACGAGCUUGAAAAAUGGUACAGUGGAGAUCCAAGUGGCCUCUUAGAUCAACCUUGUAGUUCACAAUGGUUGGAUUUCUGGACUUGAAAAGUGCGUGCACUCACACUGCACUGCAUUUUGCAUGUUUCCUCCAAGAAGGAACAGGGCUGUUUAUCUCCUCUCAGGCCACCAUGAGAAAGCAUUCCAGCCCAGGCAGGAUGUAGAAAAGGCUUGGCCUAGAAGAGCAAAGGCGAGAAUUUGCAGGUUCUGGCGAUGAUAUAUUGCAGAAUGAAGAUAGUUUCACUCUAACGAUUUGAGACUUAGAAGAACAAAAAAAGAAUGUGCCAUGUCUGUGUUUGUUCAGGCUUGCAAGCCAUUCUAAUCCAUGCAGUGCGGUCCUUUUUCUUUCCUUUUUUGCUUUUUGCCCCUCUGAUUCAGAAGGUGACCAGUCCUGAAACCUUUAAUCUUACCCCAAUCCUGUCUUGUUAUACGAGCUAUGCAACUGGCGUGUCUAAUCUUUCAGGUCAUGACUAGUACACUUCAAGUAUGGGGCAUAUGUUUGGUGAUGAGCGAGUUAAUAAUAGAGCAGUGUAUCAGUUAAUUUAGUUGCUU